UCAAAUGAUACCAAUACAUGAUAUACAAUAAUUAUAUGGCAUUUAGUGUAUUUUAUCAAUUAUUCAUGUAAAAAAUAAUUGAGAUAGAAUACUGUUAAUUAAAUUAAAGAAAUGUUCUACAGUAGAAGUUAUUUAUGAAUUACACAACGCUGAAGUGGUACCAGUGCCAAAGCUAAUUAUUAAAUUUAAUUAGUGGUUUUUGGAAUAGUGGAACCUUAUCGUCGGGCAUCGAGUUUCGCGAAAACGGGGCGUAAUGAUCCUCCGCUCCGGCCCCAUAAAUUACGUCGUUAGCCUGCGACCGGACGAAAUUCAGCUGGCGUGUUCCAUCUAUUUUUAGGGUUGAAAAGAAUGUUAAUGCCCGGUCCACGGGCGAGUGCGUGCAGGAGGCGGGUCCGUCGUGAGUGCACCGAGCACCGUCUGGUCUGACCUACGACCCCCACCGAUGAGAAAGAAACGUCCACUCUCUCCGAUCCCUUGCGCACGUCUCGAGGGUGGUUCCACGUCCACGGAACCCGUACAUGCAUUUGUUUUGCACGGUUCGUUAUUAUUACACGUGUGUUCCUAUUUAUGGUUGACUAAAUUAAAAGUAACGAGACAGUUCCUGAAUGAGUCUCGAUGUUCCGGUCGGCGUCGAAGAGAAUGGGGCGGACGCUGAGUCUCGACGGUCGGACAUCGUGUGUUAUGGUUCUUCGGCAACAUUCUCUAAAUGAGCUCCACGCCGUCCGGAUCUUCCACGUGACCGACACGAUUCCGCCGGUGUUUGUGAGUGUGACUGUUCAGGAUAAAUACUCAGGAUCCUCUUCGUAUUUUUACCAGAAUGACUGUUGAUGCAAAUGUUGUGUACCAACGUGGACAUGUAGACAGAUGAUAUGGGUCAGACGCCAUCCCAUUUGGGUGGCAGUUUUUACAAGUUAAAGUUACCCUUCAAGAUUUUGCACCGACCGGAAACGACCAGAACUCCCAAUCCGGAACAGCCCAUCAAGUUCCAGUAUCGAACGAAACGCAGAAACCAGAACUCCCAUCAGAUCGACGUUGCGAACAACGUGCAGACUUUAAAUAACGUCAACAGGACGCAGAUCAGCAACAAGAUCAAGAACACAAACUUGAACGAGGCGAAGUGUAAAGUCAUCAAGAGUCAGAACAGUCCGGAGCGAACGAGAUCGGAGCCCAACUUGAGGGCUGACAGGACCAGAGAUAAACACAAGCACAGAAGGAGGAGUCCGAAGAUUAAGAACUGGAACGAUGACGUUCAACAGUUCGGUUACGAUAUUCCCGACAUUGAUUCCUUCUUGACCAAGGCAACUCUGGAAAAGCCGGCCAACAUACCCGUGGUGCUGGCCUUCCCCAGCGUGCUCUACCAGACCAGGAUCGGAGGGUACCAGGCGGAGAUCUAUCUGCCCCUCGGAAUGGUGGUGAAUGCGGUGUUCAAGAACCAGCAUUGGUUGUACAUCCAAACGCCGCACGCCGAAGAAGGCUACAUCAGUUACGCAGCUUGUCUUCCGUUGGGCAUAAUUCCGCCGCCGGAGGACGACAAACCGGCGCCCUGUUGGGAGAUCAGCACGGACGUGUUCCCCAAGCCGUCCGGCAACAUGACGGACACGGAGAAACUGAGCUCGAAGUCGGAUUGCGGCGGCAGCAGGUGCAGGUCCAGGUCCAGGAACGCGGUCAGCAGUUGCGGUGAAAAGAGUGUGGACCGAUUGUACCUCCGUGCGGCCGCCAGUGCCAAGAGCAAGGGUGUCAGGCAGACUCUGCUCGUCAUCGUCACCGAUUACGAUGGGAAUUGUCACAGCCAAGGUUUGACGGUGGCCAAAGGGGAUGUGGUGUUUCUGUUGAACUCGCAGCUGAGGGGAUGGUUCUACGUGAGGAACAAGGCCGGCGACGAAGGAUACAUUCCUGCUGCCGUUGCAGGACACGGAUUUUUGUAAAUAAUUGUUGAUUGUUUAUUUUAUUA
Molecule: messenger RNA, 1951 nt
Organism: Aethina tumida (small hive beetle)
Lineage: Eukaryota; Metazoa; Arthropoda; Insecta; Coleoptera; Nitidulidae
Exons: 4
Coding region: 870-1925 (351 amino acids)
Molecular function (GO): protein binding
Source: RefSeq, a predicted model, not a curated record